This is a messenger RNA of Vicia villosa (hairy vetch), 663 nucleotides long. RefSeq lists its product as uncharacterized. The record is from RefSeq and is a predicted model, not a curated record. Lineage: Eukaryota; Viridiplantae; Streptophyta; Magnoliopsida; Fabales; Fabaceae. The transcript has 3 exons. The coding region runs from base 1 to 663 and encodes 220 amino acids.
AUGGUUGAAGAAUUAGAAAAUGUUGGAAUUGUCAAAGAUCUUUAUACAAUCAAUGGAAGUGUCUUGAAUGCUACUUCUUUGAAGAAAAUGGGUCUUAUUCAAGCCAUUGGUACUGCUCCUAAACCAGAUCCAAAUGUAAGAACCAGAAGAGGUCCGGUUCUUGAUGAGUUUGAGUUGUUCUUUCAAAAUGAACUGCCAGAAGUUAAGGUUCAUUACCUUAAUGUUCUCAAACAGAAUGGUUCUGUGGAUAAUAAGAUGAGAACAAGCAGGCAGAAGCUUCCAUCUACCAAGGAUGGUAUUGUAGAAGAAUUCCUAGAAGCUGCCUCUCAAAAAGAAAGAAGGACAAAGUGUAAGCAAGAUGUUCCUUCUGUAGGUAAGGAGAAGAGUACUGAAGAGAAUGUUGCUGAAGAGAAAACAGAAGCUGUUGUGGAAGAAGAAAAUAAGAAUGAUGAGAAGGAAGCUGAAAAGAGGAAGAAGAGGAAAAAGUCUGAUAAGAUGGAUGAUGAGACUAAUGAUGAGAAGGAUGCAGAAGAAGAGAAGAAGGAAGCUGAGAAGAAGAGAGCAAUUGCUCUAGGUAAGCUGAAGGCUGAUCAUGAGAAGAAGAAGCGAAAGAGGCUUGAAGCUGAUUCUGAAAGAUCUCACAAAAAGCUAAAGGGUGGAUAA